GUCACUUCUCAGCUACGGGUAUCAGGGCUGGGAAGAAAGUCAGCAAAUUCUGUAUGUGACGUGUGAGAGGGCGAGAGAUAAACAGAUAUAGAGAGAGGGCGAGAGAGUGUGAUAGAAGAACAGGCAAAGUAAGAGAAAGAGAGAUGAAGGUGUCACUGGGCUUGAUCUGCAUCCUGUGUCUUUCAGCACUCUGUGCAGGUAAGGAGCGCUAGAUAGAGUGCAGAGCAGUGAGUUACUUUAGAUCUGACAGUGUGCAAGUCACAGAGCUGUGCUGAUCUUGCAGUGCACAGAGCGUUAUUUACUGCUGUAUAAAUGUGCAGAGCGUAGUGCAUAAACAGAGUAAUCCAUGCUUCUUAUGUGUGUCACAAAGCUCCACAACAGUAAAGCUCACACAGGGUUAUUCACUAACGUGAGAAUUGUCGGGAAAUUAAACUGAAUUCAAAGUGAAUUUCAAAUUUAAGAACUGAAUAGCCAAACAGGAACAAUUCUCCAAUUCUAAUAUGCUUGUAGUUUGGCUACUUUAGCAUAAAUUUGAAAUUCACUUUGAAUUCCUAAGAAUUCUCAUUUUAGUAAAUAACGCUGACAGUAUUAUGUAAUUGUAUCACAGAGCUCCACAGCAAUAAAAUUCACAGUAAUGUGCGGUGUGUAUGAGUGUAUCAUAGAGAGCUCCACAGCAAUAAAACUCACAAUAAUGUACAGUGUGUAUAAGUGUAUCACAGAGCUCCACGGCAAUAAAUUCACAGUAAUGUACAGUGUGUAUGAGUGUAUCACAGAGCUCCACAGCAAUAAAACUCACAGUGCGGUGUGUAUGAGUGUAUGGCAGAGCAAUAAAACCCAAGAAUAAAUAUCUAGAACAAUUACGUAGCAUAAUUAUUGUUUAGUCCAUGGUAAAUGUUUAGUUAUUGGUUUAUGUUAAUAAAUAAUUUAUGCUCCUCCAAGUGCUUUUAUUGCAUAAGUAGUUGUCUAGAGUUUAUGAAGGCAUCUAAUAUUUUCAGAAUCUUUUUUUUUUUUUUUGUUCCCAUCAAGGGUCUCAUGUGGUGGUGACUGGUGUCAUUGGUGACAGGGUUACUUUGCCAUGUCUGAUGUCCCCAGAGCAGCUAAACCAGAAAAGUAACUCAAAAUAUCCUGCAGUAUCCCUGCAUUGGCGCAGGAUAAAUAGGUAAAUAGAAAUAUUACUGAAUUCCUAUCUGUCUUUAUAGAUGACUAUCUUCCACUGUACAGCUCACAUCGCACGUUUUUUUACUCUGCCCCGUCAUCUGUAACUGCUUAGUUAUCUGUCUCUUUUAUUGUCUGUGUUACUGCAUAGCUAUUUGUAAUUCUAUGGCUAUCAUACACUGCAUGGCUAUCACACGCUGCAUGGCUGUCAUACACUGCAUGGUUAUCACACGCUGCAUGGCUGUCAUAUACUGCAUGGCUAUCACACACUGCAUGGCUGUCAUGCAAUGUAUGGCUAUCAUACACUGCAUGGCUGUCACACACUGCAUGGCUGUCACACACUGCAUGGUUAUCAUACACUGUGUAGUUAUCAUAUACUGCAUGGCUAUCACAUACUGCAUGGCUAUUAUACACUGUAUGGCUAUUGCCAACACACUGCAUGGCUAUCACACACUGCAUGGCUAUCACGCACUGCAUGGUUAUCAUACACUGCCUGGCUAUCACACACUGCGUGGUUAUCAUACACUGUAUGGCUGUCACACACUGUGUAGUUAUCAUACACUGCAUGGCUAUCACAUACUGCAUGGCUAUUAUACACUGUAUGGCUAUUGCUAUCACACACUGCAUGGCUAUCACACACUGCAUGGUUAUCACGCACUGCAUGGUUAUCACGCACUGCGUGGCUAUCGCGCACUGCGUGGUUAUCACACACUGUGUGGUUAUCAUACACUGCCUGGCUAUCAUACAUUGCCUGGCUAUCAUACACUGCCUGGCUAUCAUACACUGCCUGGCUAUCACACACUGCGUGGUUAUCACACACACUGCAUGGUUAUCAUACACUGCGAGGAUAUCACACACUGCCUGGCUAUCACACACUGCCUGGCUAUCACACACUGCCUGGCUAUCCAUGCACUGCCUGGCUUUCCAUGCACUGCCUGGCUAUCCAUGCACUGCGUGGCUAUCACACACUGCGUGGCUAUCAUACACUGCGUGGCUAUCAUACACUGCAUGGCUAUCACACUGCGUGGUUAUCAUACACUGCAUGGCUAUCAUACACUGCGUGGUUAUCAUACACUGCGUGGUUAUCAUACACUGCAUGUUAUCACACACUGCGUGGCUAUCAGCGUGGUUAUCAUACACUGAAUGGCUUUCAUGCACUGCAUGGCUAUUACACACUGCGUGGUUAUCAUACACUGCAUGAUUAUCUGUUAUUGUUUUAAGUCUAUCACUUUAUUAUCUGCCAUUUUGUAGCAAUUUGUCACCAUAUGGCUAGAUGUUAUUAUAUAACUGUCUCAACUCACAGCUGUUUGUCCAUAAGUACAAUUUAUUUCUGUCACUGAAUUGGCUAUUUUACAAGUAAAUGUCUAUGGUUUAAAUCAAACUGGCACCUAGAGUAUCAAGAAAAUAGAAAAUGCCCAAAUAAGGCUAUAAUGCUAAUAAAGUAAUUAUAAUGGGCACAUUAAAAAAAACUAAAAAAUAAUAAAAAAAAUAGGAAGAUACAAUUAAAGAAUACUUAAUAACAAUUAUUACCAUUUCUGAUCUGUAAACAGUGAUAGAAUAUAUUAAGCCAUAUUGUAAUGCCCCAAUAGUUCUUUAUUUAGACUAAAACUGGAAUUGUGAAGAACUGACAAGGCAAUUGCAAUUGUUAGGCGAAAAUAAGAACUGAAAAUGAGAAUCUCCAACUCCAAUUUGGGAUUUCCUGGUCAAUUCUCAGUAAUUGCAGGUUUAGUGAUAAAAUCCAACUGUGUUUGCAGGAUUCGGCUCUUGUCCAUAAAUUCCAUUAAUAGAGUUUAUUAUCACAAAACAGCUGAAAGCAGAAAGUAUUUUUUUCAUUUCAAUCUUUUUAUUUGGAAUAUAGACAGGAAUAAACAAAGGCAAAAUCCCAGUAUUACAGCUACAGAAACUUCACAAAACGUAUUUCUAGUUUUCAUCAUAUAUUAAGAGAAGAACAGUUUAUUAUAAAAUCUGCAGAACAGAGCACAAUAAACAAACAACAGGCAUUUAAACAUUCACAGUAAAAUAGUAGUAUGGGAUCGUGAUGUGGAACGUGUACAGUGAGAUUGUCACUUCGAUUCUUUUCAAACAAUUACCAAGAAAGUAGAAUUUAUGCAGAUUUAUUUAUUCUGCCCGCAUUAUUUAUUCUAAUAAUCCUGGCAUAUUUAUGUAUGGCAAAUAGCGUGGAGUUACGUCAUAAAUUUAGGAAGAAAUGAAAAGUGGUUACUUUACCUGAAUCUAAGAUUUGAUUAACACUGGCCCCUUUCGCCAUAUGGAGAUGUAGGGCUUUACUUCCGUAAUAUUCCAUAUCUAUCGCGCAAAAAUCCUAUUCGUCUGUCGCUGGUAACUCAUGGUCCUAGAGAUUGACCAAGAGGAUGCGAUACGUCGCCUGAAAACAUUGUAGCUACAUCUUGCUUUGUGACCCACAGAGCUUCCCAAAUAUUUAACCCUGAAAGGAAAGGUUAAACUUUACUAUCAUCCAAGUUAGGUGCCAAAAUGCCUUAUGUAAGCAUAGAAUGCCCUGCUUAUUUAACAUUGACAGUUCCAUACUGCCCUUCUGUAGGUAAGGUGGGAUAUUCGAUUUCGGAAUAAAAUCUUUAAAGAGCAUGUUGUUAUGACAACACAGUCCGACUUUAGGAGUUAAAAUACCACAAAUUACACACAGUUGGAAACACCUGCUACAUUGCUAAAGCUUUUACAAAAAACACUGUGUUUCCUGUUAAAUUGGAACAUUACGGUUUAAUAAAACGGAUUAAUGUAUAUUCCUUAGCACAUACAUGACAAUAUAGCACGGAGUCACUACAUGUUUCUAUGUUGGAGUGCCGUUACAUAGCCAUACCUAAAUGGAUCAGAUUUUUACUGAAAAUUGAGAUGUCCAUUGAGGUCAUUUUAAAAUAUUACUUUAAUUGAACAUUAUUAUUAAUAUUCACAUAACUUCUCUCUUAUGUGCACAAAAAUAAAUAAAUAAAAAGAAACAAAAAUGAAUUAGGCCUAUGCAAAAAUAUUAAAAAUAUAUACUCAAUUUGUGACUUAAAAGAUGGAAUAAAAUAUACUUGCUAGAUUUUCAUGUUGGACUGAUCACAAAAUUAAUAAUUUUAUGUUUGUUAUUAAAAAAAUUUUUAUACACAUAAGAGACCAAAAAUUCUGUUUUUUGUUUUUUUGCAUAUAAAGAAAAACGUUUGCAAGUUCAGACAUGACCGAGUGGUAUUGCGAUGGUGUAAAAGUAUCAGACAUGUUGAGAAAAAUGCACCAUUUUUUAAAAACAAGCAGUAUGAACCAGAUAUCACGCUUAUGUAACAAUAGUAAACUCUUAGUUGUUUGCUGGAUACCCGGUGUGGUGGGACCAUGUGUUCUAGUAUGUGUGUCCAAGAUUAGUUGUCGCUUGACCUGGGCCCUCGUAUUUGGGGGUCGCUUGUCUUUCUGGUGAGUGCUGCGAGGACAUCCCUGUCGUGACUACAGUCGGUACCCUUUGACUUGUGCUUAUGGGUCUGUGGUGCCUGUCUGAAGGCUAGCUAGGUGUGGUCAAGUACUGCGUUGGGCGGGUUUGUUUUGGGCCCACUAGAGUUGCUGCAAUCGUUCGUUGAGUGGGUAUGAGUAUGCGAAAGUCUGUGGGUGUGGUGGUCUGUGGGUGCCUCUCGUCGAGAGUAACUUUGGUGGUCCGUUUUGGGGCUUAAGUAAAAGUGGUGUUGCGGUAACAAAUAAGUGGGCUGGUUUGGUUUGUAGUGCCCCUAACCAAGGGGGCUGGGGGCCGGGGGGGGAGAGUUGUGGUGGGUGUGUGCCGCCGGUUUUGUCCGGGUAUCAUGCCAAAAGCAUGAGUUGGUGUUUGAUGUGUGUUGAGAUAUGUUAAGAGUUGUUUUUUUGUAAACCUUGGGAUGACAUUUGUUGUGGUCUUUGAUCUUGCACCAGGCCUAGACCAUAAAACCAGAGCUGGACACAAGGAAUUGCAUAGAGUGGGCAAUAAAUUGCCAGACCAACCCCCUCACUUCCACUUUCCCCAUUGUCUCCGCUGGGCCUAUAGCCCACACUCGUGACAUCGGGUUUUGCAACAAACAGCAUGAAUCGAUGCUGGGUGGCCUCUGCUCACUUGUACCGUUGUUAGUGUGGCUGGAUGGGCUGUAAAUUGUGUGAUUGUCGGCGGACUGAGCAGAGCGCCGUUGGAGCAGUGGAAAAUGGUGCCUGCUUUGUUCCGCGGCUAAGCGGAAAAAAAAUAUCCAAACUCUCCUCUUUUUAUAACCCAAAUAUUAUCCCUCCUUGCCUCUUUUAACUAUCUAAGCCUCAUUGCAUUCUUUCCAUCUUCAUUUAAAUCUCUCUCCAUUUUAUUCCCCAUUUACCCAGUUUCAUUUUACUUGUUAUCUCCUCUUUACUAAGUCUGUUCUCUCUAACCCUUGUUUUUCCCUUUUAGGGAACCUGUGAAUGUGGUCUCAGUGUACCCCAGUGGGAUUAUGUACACCAACCUGCCCCUAAUCUCACGUGCCUCGGUCAGGAAGCCCAUGUUGGAUUCAGGAGACUUCUCUCUGCACCUGCUUAAUGUUAGGAAAACCGAUGCUGGGAAUUACGUAGGACUGGCAGUGUACGGGCGAGUGAAGAAGAACUGCACGGUGGAACUGCGUACCAUAGAAGGUGGGUGAAUGAUAAAGUACACAUAUGGCACACAGACAAUGGGUAUACAUUGUAAUUCUGGGUUAAUCGGUCAGCCCAGGAAGCUCAAACCUCAACUUAACACCCGACAAACACCUCUGAGUAUAAUAGUGAACCUGUGGCAUGGGUGAUAAAUAAGUGUUUUGUGUUAAAGGGACACUCCUAGCACCAUAACCACUGCAACUUUUUCUUAUGGUUUUGGCACUAGAAAGCUUUCACUGAUAACAUGACUUUUAAAUCCUUACCACUCCAGCUUGUUACUUUUGUCUUCAGCACCAGGGCUUCAUCCCCUUCCCAUUACCAUCAUAUGGAGAAGACUAGCUUUCUUAUUAAGCUGUACAAGCAUUUGUAUGGUGUGAGCACACAGCCUGGAGAUACCAUUCAGCUAGGCAGGGUACUGUGCUGUGUACUGUGAUCAUGCCAUACAAAUAUCUGGAUGGGUGGCUAAAUGGGUAAAGUACACUUCCUCAGAUAAUGUAAGUAGAAAGGGGCCAAGAGUCUGAGCCAUGAAUAUCAAUGUAAAAAUCACUUGAAUGAAGUAAAUUGUAGAUUAUACUAGUUUUAGUGUAACUAUAAUCUUAAUUUUAUUAAUGACAGGAGGCGAAUAUUUGCUUAAGUCUCUCUUUACUAGAACUCCACAGCAGCACAUUAACAUAGAGAUAAAAACACCAGAGACAAAAAAAAAUCAGGAAUCUAUAAAAGGCUUCUCCCAACUAACUAUUUCCUCUUUCACGCUGCGACAAAUAAAGUACAUGAACAAUACACCACAAAUACAAUAACAGGAGAAACAAACAUAACAUAACAAUGAAUUCCAUCCGAAAUUGAAACCGUGGAACCAGUGGGUGAAGCCUUGACCUUUAUCCUGUAGAGUAGUCGGAUCUAAGAACUGUAGCCCAACCAUUAAACUGAAAUGAGAAAGAGUCGAAAACACUGAUUAGCGAAUGAAAUGUACUGAGAAAAACCUGAAUCCCCAUCGUAAAUACUGACAGUAUAAUAUUCCAGAUAGUGGAAAAAAAACCUGAAUCCCCAUCAUAAAAUACUGACGGUACCAUAUCUCAGAUAAACCCCAAAUUCCCCAGAUAACCAACCUAGCCCAGGAGACCAGGUGAAUAAACAAGUCAGUCAAACCAACAAACAACAAGGGGAGGGAGACACUGGGAGGGAAAUAUUUGCCUCCUGUCAUUAAUAAAAUUAAGAUUAUAGUUACACUAAAGCCAAUAUAAUCUACAAUUUUAUAGCAUGACAGGAGGCUUCAUAUUUGCUGUUUUAACGCUCGGACAGCAAAGAACAGAAAAAAAAAAAAAACAAUCCGCAGUACCAACCUAAACUCUGCAAAGAUAGCUCCUCGUAACCGUCAGGAAAGCGUACGAUGUCUUGGAGAAAAACGUCCGCCAUGUCGGUACCUGAAGUAGCCAUGUUACUGACUGAAGUGAACCGAAAAAACCUAUACGGCCCGCCAAUGCCAACCAUAACCAAGCGGUACAUGAAGGGCGAGAAAAAGGGAAGAACCAUUUAAACAAACGGUGACGUAGAACACCACCUAAAGAUGGGAGCAUUACCAAAGUAAGAAUAUGACCCUCGGGUCCAACUAAGGCUGAUAGACAACUAAGGUCCGAUCCACCGAACCCAUCUGAAAGAAAAACAAGGUAUAAUAACGGAAAUAAAUCCAGAGUCAGUGAAUGGGCAAAACCCGACAGAACCCACAAUAGGAGCAUGACAAAAAUGUGUGUACCCCCUGGGGAGAUGAAUUCCCUCAGGAAUCGUAAAGGGAAUUCUAAGCAGAGCGAGGCCGUCAUCCAGCCAAACUGGUCGGGGCCUGAUGGGUCCUCUUUCAUGGACUAAAGUCUUGACAUCGGGUCCUCCCAGAGAAAACUAUUCCAUACGUACGAGAACUCUGGCAGAGGAGAGCGUAGGAGGCGUCCAAUCCGACCUCCAGUACUCUACUACUUGAGAUGUAGAGGAGGUUGAUAUCUCCCUGGUUGAAAACGAAAUCCAGGGACUCGAACAAGGGAGAACGCAGGGAGCGUCUGACCUUUCGGUCUGGGAGGUACCUCUCAGGGGGUCUGGCAAGCCCGUCCAGUAAGAUGUCCUAUAUCAAUGAAGAGUCGCGUCCGGGUCCCAACGCGUGGAAAACGAGAAAGAUCUCUUCAGAUAGUUCUGGUAUUCCUGAAUGACCUCAAUUCCUCCCAACCUGCCAACCAGGUUGUAUUAUCGCCCAAAUGACUGAUGCACAACAUACCUAUCUCGCCAGGGAGAAAAUAGAGGCCACCUUACCAGAACUGGGCCCCGCGGUCUCUAGAAGUUUCUUGAGGGCCGUGUCUAAUUCAAAGUAACUAAAAGUGAAUAUACGUUCAAUCGUAGACUCGUGCUGGGACUUCGAGGGGCUCAGAUCCCUUUCCCAAGGGCCUCCAGUGGUCCAAAUUGCGUUUAGGAUAGGUUCGUCUGCCACCCCAGACUUGAGGCCCCGUCUAGGAUGUCAUCCGGAAGUGGAGGCAAGUGUGAAAUUCCAGGUCAAGGGUCCAAUCCCCUAUAAAAAGGUACGGGUUGGAGCUGAGAUAAGCCUCCAUCAAGUAUUUCCAUGUAAAAAAAGGACACAUAUUAUACCUCCUCGUAUGUUCCACUAGCACAACUCACUCGUGUAACGGAGAACAAUCGGCUUGCCAGUGCGGACUUAAUAUAUAGGUACUGCAGUGGGCUGCACUCAGGAUCUCCUGAAUAAAGAAGUGCUUAACCAGCAAAACCGCAGUGCCCCAUCGGGGUCUAAGUCUGGCUUUGCGGCUACUUUGUUCGGGAGCCCGGCUGGGAAUACCGCUUGAAUUAUCCUGCGGGCUUCUCAAGCCAGCGGUCUACGGGCCCAGAAACACACCGAUGGUGCCAGGUGAUCGGGCAGAGACCAUUCCAAAGAACCCAGAAGAGCAAUGGAUCGAGGGUCGAACAGGGGUUCGUUUAAGGUGAUCCACGAGACGACCUCUUCUUCCACGGUUGUCAGGGCCCCUGUAGUGGACUUUGUUCUACAUCUCAUGGUGCCACUGGGGGCCGUCAUCAUAAUCCACACCCCCAUCGUCCUCUCCCUCCGAGGGGAACCGGUCCCCCCGCCAUUCAGCUAGGGCGGCCAUGGUGGUGGUGGUGGGGUUACGGGGACCUUCACCCCUGCGCCACCUAGGCAGUGUUGUCUGGCCGUCAAGGCAGAUUGUAUCAGGGCUAGACACUUCUCCGGAGUCUAAUCUUUCCAGGCGUCUGGUUCCGGGCCUUCACCCUACCCGUAGUGCUUAUGCGCCCUUGCCUGCUCUCCUCUCAGAGAGUCUGACUCCUUCAAGUCAUCUGCCUUUUUAAGAAGGUGGUCACCGCCUCCCCCGCGCCAUAUAGGCAGGGCCGUCUGGCCGAUUGCAAAGGGGCUAGCUGCUCCUCGGAGUCUUAUCUUUCCGGGAGCCUGGUUCAGGGCAUUCACCCUUCCAGUAGGGCUCAUGCGCACUUGCCUGCUCUCCUCAAGGGGUCCCGGCGGUCGGUAACGGAAGCGGUUGGAGGACCGCUUUCCGGCAGCCGCAAAGCGGAUGAAAAGUGAAGGGGGCAAAGCCACCCCGAAAAGGUAGAGGGAGGGAGGGAAAAAAAAGGAAACCUCCUCCAAACCCGAGAAAAAGGCGAUCCCCAGACAGGGGGGCCCAAAACAGCUAAAUGCAGAAAAGUCAUAAGAGAAAAUACAUCCCUACAGCAAAAGAAAUUGGGAAAAUAAAAAUACAAUCUAAAUAAAUAAAUGAUAAUGGCAAUAGGAAGGUAAACACAUUCUAAACAAAUAAAUCCCUGCAGCCAUAAGAAGGUAGAUGCAGAAAAACAGAGUAAAUCAAUCACUAGAGCACUAAGAAGGUAGAUGCAAAAAUACCCUCUAAACAAAUAAAUCAAUACAGUAAUAAACAUAAAUACAGUAAAAUAUCCACAACCACCCAUAUAUAACAGGAGGCAGUGGUACUCUGACCUGUACUGACUGCGGAGCAGCAAAGAAAGAGGAAAUAGUUAGUUGGGAGAAGCCUGAUUUUUUUUGUCUCUGGUGUUUUUAUCUCUAUGUUAAUGUGCUGCUGUGGAGUUCUAGUAAAGAGAGACUUAAAGGACCACAAUAGUGCCAGGAAAACAUACUUGUUUUCCUGGCACUAUAGUGCCCUGAGGGUACUCCCACCCUCAGGGUCCCACUCCCGCCAGGCUCUGGGGAGAGGAAGGGGUUAAAAUCUUACCUUUCUCCAGCGCCGGGCGGGGAGCUCUACUCCUCCUCUCCUCCUUCCUAGCGACGUCAUCGGCUGAAUGCGCAUGCGUGGCAGGAGCCGUGCGCGCAUUCAGCCAGUUCAUAGGAAAGCAUUUAUAAUGCUGGCGUCUUUUCACAGUGAGAAGCACGCAAACGCCUCUAGCGGCUGUCAAUGAGACAGCCACUAGAGGCUCUAGAGGCUGCAUUAACCCUAAUAUAAACAUAGCAGUUUCUCUGAAACUGCUAUGUUUAUUAAAAAAAGCGUUAACCCUAGCUGGACCUGGCACCCAGACCACUUCAUUAAGCUGAAGUGAUCUGGGUGCCUAAAGUGGUCCUUUAAGCAAAUAUGAAGCCUUCUGUCCUGCUAUAAAAUUUUCAUGGGCAGCUCUAGUGCAACAAGCACUAGUGGUUAUGGUGCUUGGAGUGUCCCUUUAAGACACAAGAUGCAUUACUCAGUAAUCUAAAUACACCCAGCUGAUAUAUAUCAUUGCUUAUAAAAUUACUUUGUGUGUACAGAAACCAGCAGCAAAUACAUAGCAAGAACCCCACUUGAGAGUGCAAACUAAAUACACAUUAAUUUUAAAAAAGCGAUGUCAGUAAAUACAUUGCAUGGAGAUUUACAAUUAUGGAUCUGCUAAACUGCUGCUGUCUGUGGAUUAGAAAAUGCAGAGUAACAAUCAGAAAAACUUAAAUCUCAACUAUUUUAUUCUGCCUUUUACAAAGUCACUUGAUAGGUCAGGGUAACUGUUACAAGGCAUUAUUUGGACUCAUUUAAAUUAGAGUGAUGACUGGAAAAUUAGAAUUCAUUGUGUGGGUUAUAUUUGCAUUUCGUAUGAAAUGUUUUUACGACUUGUAUAGCAGACAGUGUACACAGACAAUAUACGCUUACAGAUAGUAUACAUUAAUAGACUGACAAUAAAAUCUAUACAAGGACAGACAAUAUACAUAGACAGACAAUACACAAUAUAGACUUAUAAUAUACAUCAAUAGACAGACAAUAGAAAUAUAAUGUAUACAUGGACAGACAGUAUACAUGGACAGACAGUACACAAUGUAGACAUAUCGUGUACAUCAAUAGACAGUCAAUAAAAAUAUAAUGUAUACAUGGACAGACAGUAAACAUUGACAGACAGUACAUAAUACAAACAUAUAGUAUACAUCAAUAGACAGACAAUAGAAAUAUAAUGUAUACAUGGACACACAGUACACAUAGACAGACAGUAAAUACAGACAUAUAGUAUACAUCAAUAGACUGACAAAAUCUAUACAAGGACAGAAAAUACACAAUAUAGAUUUAUAGUAUACAUCAAUAGACAGACAAUAGAAAUAUAAUGUAUACAUGGACAGGCAGUAUACAUAGACAGACAGUACAUAAUCCAGACAUAUAGUAUACAUAAAUAGACAGACAAUAGAAAUAUAAAGUAUAACUGGAUAGACAGACAGUAUACAUAUACAGACAGUACAUAAUAGAGACAUAUAGUAUACAUCAAUAGACAGACAAUAGAAAUAUAAAGUAUAACUGGAUAGACAGACAAUACACAAUAUAGAUUUAUAGUAUACAUCAAUAGACAGACAAUAGAACUAUGACAUAUACAUGUACAGACAGUAUACAUAGACAGACAGUACAGAAUACAGACAUAUAAUAUACAUCAAUAGACAGACAAUAGAAAUAUAAAGUAUAACUGGACAGACAGACAAUAUACAUAGACAGAUAGUUGGAAUUUUACAAUGAUCCUGAAGGCAAUUGCAGCACAGCUAUCAGAUAAUAGUAAUAUUAGAUUAUUUCCAAUUAAAAUAAAUACAUAAAUAUAUAAAUGUUACAUGAACACACACAUUAAUUCUCCUAUUCUAAUCAGUUAGCCACUUCUGCCACCAAAAACCUACAAAAUGCUGAUUUUAUUAUUGAACAGUAGUUAUAUUUUCAUUGUUUAUACACUUUUUCACUUUGGUCAAAACGUUGUAACUAUGUUAGCUUUACGUUUAUUCAAGAUGGAAAUAUAUUUCAUAGCUCUCAAUUUAGUUUUUUGUAAAAUACAUGUAAGAGUUUAUUCACUAAACUGUGAAUUGUGAUGGAUUGAAAACCACUUUUGUGAAAUCUAGGCUAUAAACAAUAAACUUGGGAACACAUUUCUGUUAGAAAUGUUAUUUCUCACUGUCAUAUUUUGAUCUAAAUGCUGCCUAUAUUUGUCUAUCAAUUCACUCUCAUCUUUAGUGAAAAAAAAUGCAUAUUUUUUCGUGGAAGGUCUAUCACAAGAGCUUAAAUAUUAUUGUUGUUUUUUUUAUAAUUCAAUCGCCCCCAAAUUUUCAGAGCUUUGUAAAAGAUCAUGGCUUCAAUUUAACAUUUGAAGCAAGGGGGGGUUGGCUGCACUCACCUGUACAUGCAUAAAUGGGGGUGCUGCUGGGGGCCAAAUAAUACAAAACACAAGAUCCAGCGCACUCACCUAUCCACUAAACAGCAACUUCAAUGUUGAAAGAUUUUAUUAGUUUUUUUAAAAACACCUAAUCUAGGCAAAAAUAAUGGGGGUUUAGUUACAUUAUAUGAUCAUACAUUGCAUAAGCCUGCCACAACGUCAAUGUACCCCAUCUUUGGCAGGUCCUACACUAACAGCCUAAUGUCUGCUCUUAUGAGAUUAACCACUUACUUGAGGGAAAAAAAAAUCCAUCUGGGGCUCUCUGCAGUACAAGGCUAAAUAGGGCCCUGGGAUGAGGCACCUGUGACAGGGAGGGGUGCAAAAUCAAGGAGUUGGCUAGACUCCCAAAUAUAUACAUAUGAAACAAGGGGGGGUUGGCUGCACUCACCUGUACAUGCAUAAAUGGGGGUGCUGCUGGGGGCCAAAUAAUACAAAACACAAGAUCCAGCGCACUCACCUAUCCACUAAACAGCAACUUCAAUGUUGAAAGAUUUUAUUAUUUUUUUUUUUUUUUAAAACAUCUAAUCUAGGCAAAAAUAAUGGGGGUUUAGUUACAUUAUAUGAUCAUACAUAGCCAACUCCUUGGUUUUGCACCCCUCCCUGCCACAGGUGCCUCAUCCCAGGGCCCUAUUUAGCCUUGUACUGCAGAGAGCCCCAGAUGGAAUUUUUUCCCUCAAGUAAGUGGUUAAUCUCAUAAGAGCAGACAUUAGGCUGUUAGUGUAGGACCUGCCAAAGAUGGGGUACAUUGACGUUGUGGCAGGCUUAUGCAAUGUAUGAUCAUAUAAUGUAACUAAACCCCCGUUAUUUUUGCCUAGAUUAGGUGUUAAAAAAAAAAAAAAACUAAUAAAAUCUUUCAACAUUGAAGUUGCUGUUUAGUGGAUAGGUGAGUGCGCUGGAUCUUGUGUUUUCAAUUUAACAUUGUUGGAUAAGCCUUUCAAAUUAUUUAAUAUUAUGAAAAAGACUUACAUUUUUAAAUGUUUUGUUGUUUUUUUUAUAUAUUGAGAUUUUUUUUAUAUAUGAAAUUUAUUUUAAAUUUUAAUAUUUUGAAUGUAAUAAUAUUGAAUUGUUUAAAAAGAUUAUCCAGAAAUAUAAGGUCUGAAGUUCAUAUUUCUUGCAAAGUAAGUUAUAGAUUUAGAACAUAUUUAAAAGCAUCACAGCUAUGGCUUAAGUAUUGUAAAACCAGAUCUAUUGGUAUAUUUCACAUGUAAUAAUAACUAUUUUUAUUAUGCAUUUAAAGGGACACUAUGUACCAUAACCACUUUAUCUUAUUGAAGUGGUUAUUCCUGCAGACUUAAAUAAAGACUUAAAGAGACUAUUCGGUAUUGUCCCUUGGAGUAAGCUUUUGUAAAUCCAAAGUUUGCACCAUGUGCCUCUGAUGAUUGGUGCUGUACGCAGCCAUGUUCGUUCAGCACCAAUCAUCACACAAACUGGGGAAAUCUUUUAACUCAUUGCCGGGAAACAGCACCUGCAAAUCCGCCCUUUAUGAUUGACAGGGCUUGUAGGCAGAGCUCUGAGCUCCACGUUAAAGCCCUAAUUUGCCAGUUUAAUAAAUAAAACUUGUCAAAUGUAAAACUGCAGAGAUAUGCUCUGCAUCAUACGCUAAAGUGAUUAUGGUGUCUAGAACAUCCCUUUAAAGCUGCAAAGCUUUAAUAUUCAAUACAUUCACUAUUUUCAAUAAUUGAAUGAUUUAAUGCAAAUAAUAUCCUCGCACGGUGUAUAGUUCUUUCAGGUUGUUAUAUUUCUGUAUAUUGAUGACAUUAAACCAUAGGAUUAAAUUAGAAAACAGAAAAAACUAAUAUUGUCUAUAACCGAAGCAGUGACUGUCACCCGUGAAAUAAAAACACACAUCAGAAUGCAUGUCACUUUCCUUCAUGACGCUGGCACUCGGCUUUUACCCCCUACACACACAUCCUGUUUUGCUUCUCAGUACCAGGGGGCUUCUUUGAGUCACACAGGAGGGGGCGGGGGGAUUCAGGAAACCCAUCGAAGAUGGAAUAUUUUGUUAUGGGGGUCCCUCGCAGAGGGGGAUGUUGAAGUUCACAAUUUCCAUUAAACAAAAAUAUUAAGAUGUCAUGUAUAAAAAUACACUGAAAGAGAGAGUAGAAAUGGCAUGGGUGCGAGAGAGAAACACAAUGAGGCAGACAGGCUGAAGGAAAUAUUGAGGAAGAAAGAUGUAGAGGGAGGGAGAGAGUGAUGUUCAUGUAUCAGGAGGGAGAGAACGAGCAUACUGUAGGGAGAUAGGCAAUGAUUUGAUAUAUCCAAUUGUACAGCGCUGUGGAAUUUGUUGGUGCUAUAUAAAUAAUAAUACUAAUAAUAUGCAAUGAGAGGUAGCAGUGCAGGAGAAAUGUGGCAAUUUGUAGGGGAAAUAGAUAUGCUAUAAUUAGGGGGAGAGGGAAGGUCAGAAUUCGAGGGAGAGAUAGAUGGUAAGGAUUAAGUUGAGUAAUAUUAUAAAGGUUAAAGGGAGAAAAGUGCUGAGGUUCUUGGGAGUGAACGUGAUGGGGAAGAUUAGGGAAACAGAGUGAAUAUGGGUGAUUUGUAGGGAGAUGGGGAGAACCGAAGGGAAGACUUAAAAGGUUAUUAAAGUAUUCGCUAAAGUGAAUUCAAAGUGAAUUUUAAAUUUAAGGUAAAAAAAGUAAAACUGGGAACAUUCUCUAAGUCAGCUUUCAGUUCAGCUACUCUGGCCUUAUAUGAUUAUAGAUUCACCUUGAUUUCUCACUUUAGUAGAUAACCCUGUUAGUAAGGGAGAGACAUGGUGAGAACUGGGGUUAGUGGUUAGGAUCAAGGGGAAAAGUUUGGUUAAGGGAAAUAAAAUGAUGGUGAUGAGUAGGGGAAAGAGAGAGUGUGAGAAUUAAAGAAAAAGAGGGAUUGCGAGGGUUGGGAGAAAGGAUGAGUGUAGUCAGUAGUUGCUUGCUCAAUCUAAAGCUGCAAGUCUAAAUUAAUCAAAUAAACCACAUUCUUCAAUAUUGGGUUAUGUAGGUCUUCAGUUGUGGAAUUUCAACUCUUGUGAUGCUUUGCCAGCCGCAGGCAUUUUCAUUUUAUAUUAGAAUAGUUGCCAGGCCUUGUGGGAAUUGUAGUAUUGCCAUAGCAGGAGUGCUGCCUUCUGAUUUCCCCAGAUGUUCAAAUAAAUGUUCUGCAGUAAGUGAGACCUGCACUUGUUGAGCCAAAAUUAAACGUCCUUCCUUCAUUUUAUCUCUUGCAGUCACCCAGUCCCCUCCAGGUCUUGUUCCUGAAAACGGCUCGGUCACCCUGAAUUGUUCUACAGAAAGUCCAAACAUGAAAACUAUCCGCUGGUUCCACAGAGGAAUUCCUAUCAAUCCCACAAGUAGAUAUGUACAAAGCGGCCACACACUUCGUCUGAUCGGCCUCACUCAAGCAGAAAGGGGGAACUGGAGCUGUGAGGUGAAAGGUGUGAGGGCCACACUGACACUCCAAGUACUAGGUGAGUCAAAGUAUCCCCUUCCCACUCACACUUAUAUCUCUGAACCGCACGCUGUGUGGUACUGGAGAUAGUGUCAGUGUUUCCUAAGGCUUCAAAAACUCUCAAUAUGCAACAGAUUUUUAAUUUAUUGCCCUCCUGUGACCUGUGUUAUUGAUCAUGUUUUUCUUCACACACUUGUUACAAAGUGAUGCCUUCAUGUGUUUCACAUAGAACAUUUGUCCCUCUGGAAGGUUCUAGGUAUUGAUAGUUAUUGACACGUUAUAAAAAUUCCACUAUUUUCUCUCCAUCAGGAAUUUUGGGAUCCAAGUCCCUCACCGUAUACGCAGGUGUUUCGUCCCGUGCUGAGUUACCCUGUGCUGUGACAAGUAUUCCAAAAGAUGAACACCUGGCUGUUCAUUGGCUCAAAGUCCCCAACACAAACAUCAGGGAUGCUCAGGGCCAGACGCUCGUCUUCAAUGAUGUGAGCACAUGGAAUGCUGGGAAAUACAGAUGUGAUGUCACCUACAAAGGGCAUACGUUGAGCAGAUGGAUUGAUCUGAAAGUCAUUCAAGUCAUUCGAGGUCAGUGAAUUUCAUCUAACGCUAGCCUAUUCAUGUAAAGGGCAACCGUCCGCUUAACCACUUCCUGCUCCCUCUUCUUCUCAUUUUAAACCCAUUUAUUUAUACUCACCCUCGCUGUACUAUCUCAAUAUUUCUUUCUCUCUCUUUCUGGGGUGGGGGGCAGGGGAUUACAAAGCCGCUUUAAUCUUCUGCAUUUCUCUGUCAUUAACGUUCAAAACAAUCUAGGUGUGUAUGUAUGUGUGUGUGUGUGUAUAUAUGUAUAUAUGUAUGUGUGUGUAUAUAUAUAUAUAUAUAUAUAUACAUUUUAAUGCAAGGAAGGAAUGGGCACUCGUAGGACUUUUAGUUAGAAAAAGUAAAAAAGAUUUUAAUUGUGAAGCUGCACAAUUAAAAUCUUUUUUUACUUUUUUCCAUUGUGGCAUUAUAACCUACGGAUUUACCUUUUUUAUACAACUGGAUAAAAGUGAGUGCCUUUAUAUCUACAUUCUACAUAAUAUAUAUAUUAUUAUAAUUAUUUUAUUUUUUCAAAGAUACUUCACAAUUCUGCACAAUGAUUAUACAAAACAUGCAAACAUGUUUACUGUUUAAUUAAUUUUGUUAUAGUUAUACAAUGUAUCUCAAGAUAGAUGGCAGAUAAUUUGCCAGAUGUACAAUUCAUUGGUAACUUACGUAAUAAUUAUUUAAAUGAUACGACAUACAGAGUUAUUCACUAAUGAAAGAAUUCAAAUUGAAUUUCAAAUUAAAGAUUGACGAAUAGUAGAAAUUAUCCUUUAGUUAUGGUUUCAGUUUGGCUACUUAGUCCUUGAAUUUGAAAUUCACUUUGAAUCCUCACGUUAGUGAAUCACCCUAAUAGUUUCUGUUUAGUGAGAAAAUGUUAUAGAUUUAGUGCAGACAUGAGAUUGUGUGAGUAGGUUGCUGUGGGAAGAAGAAAUUACUCAGUUGAUAUUUUCCAUAAGUAAGUGGGUUUUGGAUUUUUUAAAGGACUCAAAACUGGGAGUAAAUCUAAUUAGGACAGGACAAAAAAAAAAAUAGAAUGAAGGAGACCUGAAAUAUAUCCAAGUUAGAGAUAAGGUUGCAAGGGGAGUUGAAGGCCACUAGCAGUGCAGAACAAUAGAAAUUAGCUGUAAUUAUCCAGUAAAAAUAAUAUGUAGUUUGGGGUAGAACUGUUUAAAACUUCACAAGUGAGAGUAAAUCAAAAUCUAAAAUAUACAGGAAACAAGUGCGAGAACAGUGAAUAAAACUAGUUCGUAAAUGUAACCUGAAAGGGUAUCUUGUAAAAUUAUGAGUAAGGAAAAACAUGACAGGUUUAGCACAAAUAAGAACAUGUUUUUCAGCUAUUAGGAUUGUGUAUCAAGUAGGUAUUGGUAUUAUGGUAAAUGGGAUAGAGAGGAGAAAUCCAGAGUAAAACAGGGAGAUGUAAAAUUAAAAACACAGGUGAUGCUAUCGCUGUAGGAUAAUGGAAACAUUCUAUAAAAUCUCUGCGCAAUGUUUUGGAGAGAAGUCUGGCAGUGAAGACGAUGUUUUGAAAGAAUAAAGGAAGUGGAUGUAUAGAGAGUCAUAGUGUGACUGUUUUAGUAGAAAUGGGUGUAUGUUGAUUGAUGGCUGUCUGCAUUCGGAAGUACAAAAUCCAGUGUGGAAUUGAGUGCGUAGUGAAUGAUGUAUGUAUGUAAAUAUAAUAAUUCACUGAGGAAUUGGGUGUGUGUGAUGGGUAAUGGGUGACAGUGCUUAGCAGUACGGUAUUCAGUGUGGAUGUGUGUAUGGUGAGGGAUGGGUGACUCUUUAGCAAUUUAGUAUCCGGUGAGGACAUGUGUUUGUGGUGUCUGUUUAUUAUCUAAAAAGGAAAUGUUGAAGUGGGGCCUAAAAAAAAUCUAUCUGAUUAUUUUCUCUCUCUCUCUUCCUCUUUCUGUUUUUGCGUUUUCUGUUAUCUAACUUUAUCUUUCUUGUUCUUCUUCUCAGUGUUACCAUCAGACUCUCGAUUCAUUAGGGAAGGCUCCAAUCUGCAGAUAGAGUGUAAAGUACACGAAUCCCAGCUUGAAGAACAGUAUGAGUGGACAGGACCUUCCACAGACAGUGGUCAUAGAGAGGUGCAGCGUGGAGCAGUGCUAAACCUGCCCAGUGUACAAACAGAAGAUGCUGGUGUUUGGAAUUGUACGGUCUAUGGGAAGAAAGGAAUUGUGGGGAAAUCGCAUUAUAUGCUUUACGUCCACGGUAACUAUCCAUAUACAAAUUGAUAAUUUUAUAGAGGUAUUUUAUGUUUGUGUAUGCAUUUGUGCGUGUGUGAUCAAGUCUUUAGAGAAAAUAAUUGAGCAGAUAUUAGUACAAUUUUCUUAUAGUACAUCUUUGAAGGGCUUUCUAUUCCUUAGAGUAGGUGAUUGUUAAGUCUUAAGAGUAGGCGAUCACAAGGUUCCCAUGUCUUUACAGCCAGUGAUUGAAGCUUCCCAUGUUUUUAGAGUAGUUGAUCCAAAGAUGCCCUAUGCCUUUGGUGUUGGAUAAAACGAUUAAAGGCUUCCCCUGUCUAGGUGAUUGUGUGUCCUCGUAUAUUUAGGGUACCUAUUUGAGGAUUUAUUUGUCUGUUGAGUAAGCAACAGGAUUCUCACAUCUUUUUAUAGGAGAAAAUACAGUUUUGUGUAUUUAUAGCAGGUGUCCAAAUGCUCCUGAUGUCUGUAUAGUUGAUGCUUGGAGGGUUCUUGUAUCUUAGUCAGUCAAUGUACAUUUCUCAUGUCUUGAAACUUGGUGAUCUGAAAGUCUCCAAUUCUUUAGAGCAGGUGAUUGGAGAUUCCCAGGUCUUAAGAGCAUUUCAUCAUGGGGUUUCUUUAGUCUUUAGUUCAGGUGACCAGACAUUUACCAUGACAGGUGACCACAGAAGAUAAUAUAUUUUACACCUUCAUAGGCAUAUCUUGAACUGGUUCUAUAGUCUUAGGAUAAGUAUUGAAAUCUGGAAAAGUAUAUGAUUAUUAUGUUCCUGGAAUGGGUUAUGGAAAAAUUUUAGUGUUUUUGAAAAGAAGAUGGGAAAUUUCCUUAGUCUUCUAAUCAGAAUUCGAGAAGAUGUCCUUAGCUUUUUGAGAAUAUGAAAGAAAAGUCUUUGAAGUGUCUGACAGAUGAUUAGUGUGUUCCUGAGACUAUGACUAGAUCAUUUGAAAGCUCACAAAUGUUUUCACCUGCUCUAUUAAAUAAUUCAUUAAAAUCGAUCUGAUUACAUAUCCUUGUUCCCACCUUCAGCUUCCCAGACAGGGAUUCGCACAGCCUCAUCAUGGCAAAUGUAUGUCAUUCUCCUGCUGUCUUUUCUACUGGUGCUGGGAAUAGCUACAAUCGCUGGAUUGUCUGUCCAAAAUAGAAGGGUUAGUAUUACAAAUAUUUAAAGAUAUCCUUCAUCUUUUCUAAAUUAAAUGUCUAUGUCACCCUUUGGUUUCCUUUUCCUCAUUACCUAUCCCUCUGAAUCUUUUCUAUCUAUCUUACUUUCUCUCUAUCUUAACUGCCCAGCUCCUUGUUUGUUUUUUAACGUAUACUCUCUGCAUACUUGCUUACCAACUUUAUCCUCAUAUCACAUCUAUAUCCUCCACCUUACGGGAGCACUCUGGGCACCAUAACAACUUCAUCGGGAUGACGAUAUUAUGGUGCGAGUAGGACCUCAGGUGCCAGCUUAUCUCAAGUGGCUAAAGUGUUAACAAAUCAAGUCUCGAAUCCGGUGCCUACCAGCUCUACCCAGCUACUUACGUUUCAGUCCUAAGCUUGAAUCAGGAAGCCUUGGACUGGGAUCCAUCCCAUUAACAUAUUAAAACACUCUCAGCCCAUAAAUGGCUUCUAGUUCCAGGAUUCUGAUAAAAGCUUCAAACUGCAGUGGAAGUAGCUGGGCAGAGUUGAUCGGUGCCAGAUUCAAGACUUUGGGAUUAAACCAUUAGCCAUGGUUUAAUUCCUUGAAGUAAUAUUGCAUCCAGGGACCUCCUCACACCAUAUCAAGUUAAUUCUGAAUAAGUUGUUAUGGUGCCCGGAUUGUCGCUUUAACUUACCCUUGUCUUUACUCUCCAACUAACCAUCUCCACGCCUUUCCAUUAUAUUUAAAUUCUUCUGCAUUUCUACUGUCCAUCUUAUCUCUGCAUCUUUACUUUCAGAUUGCCUUCUCUGUGUCUCUACUAGGCACCUAACUCUCUCUGUGUCUGUAAUCUUUUAAUAUACGAUCCGUGUUUCUGCUUUCCAAAUGAUCUUAUCCACAUAUUUACUCUCCACCUUACCCUCUUCCCAACAUCAUUCUUUCCCAUACGAUCUCUGCAUCAUUUUGCGGUACCUUGCAAUCUUUGCAUUUAUACUUUCUUUUUGUUUCUGUUUCCGUUUCACUCUCCCUUUUCCACAAAGUUCUCUUUGCAUUUUGUUUCAAUUAAUUUUUUCUGCUCAUUUGUCUUUGAGUCAUUACUCUUUUUAUUACCCAUGCUUCUCUUUGACUCAUCUUCUCUAAAUCUCUACCAUCUCAAUUUAUCUUUAGAGGCGGCUCUUGAACCUAGCUGCUCUUACAUCAAUGGAUCGCCCCUGUGUGCCUGCCAAAAAAAGUCUCAGCUUGUGAUAUGACGUCAUCCACAGCUCUGGGCUUUGUCAUGCCACCCGAAUAUGCCUGAUAAUAAAUGAAUGUGUAAAAAAGAAUCAUCUCCUGCUAAUGUCCAUCAAUAAAUGCCUGAGUGUAUGAGAUAGCAUUAUCCUGCGCGUAGCUAUGCUCAGUCAUUUGUAUUAUGAUGUGUGUUUUAUCAGUGCAGGUAAAUGCUGAAGCCACAGCAUUGAUUCAGGUGUGGGUCAGUGUCUCCAUGCUAAAAGGGCCCAAGAUACUGGUCAUAAACAGAUUUAUUGGGUUAUUAUCAUGCUACUUGUUCUAUAUUAAAUUUUGUAUAUAUUGUGUAUUAAUAUUGUUUUUGUAUUUUAUUGUACCCUAUUGUAUCAUUGCAAUGUUUUGUGGACCCGGGACAUACUUGAAAACGAG
This is a messenger RNA of Pelobates cultripes (western spadefoot toad), 21388 nucleotides long. Lineage: Eukaryota; Metazoa; Chordata; Amphibia; Anura; Pelobatidae. The record is from the annotation of a GenBank genome assembly.